Molecule: messenger RNA, 3323 nt
Organism: Dunckerocampus dactyliophorus (ringed pipefish)
Lineage: Eukaryota; Metazoa; Chordata; Actinopteri; Syngnathiformes; Syngnathidae
Product: rac GTPase-activating protein 1-like
Exons: 17
Coding region: 394-2289 (631 amino acids)
Biological process (GO): signal transduction
Source: RefSeq, a predicted model, not a curated record
AAAUGCACUUUUCACAUCUAAUUAUGGGUAUUUAUGUUGUAUUUAAAAAUACACGCUAAGCUUAAAUUCAAUAUGAUAUAAUAAAUGCGUGAAUGUGGGUCUCCGGUUGAGACCAGUUGAGAACCUUUCCCUCUUCAGUUACACUGUUGAACAUGAGGGGGCAGUAUAGCACAAACUCCAAUACAACGAACGAAGAAGACAAAACGGCGCUGAUUUUGAACUUUGAAGAAGGGAGCAAACAGUAGGUGUGGCUUUCUCUGCUGCAGUACUGCCGUGGGGAUCUCUGCGUUUCGUCUCUUGACAUCGGACGUCGACUGGGUCAUUCCAUGCCAGGCACACUUUUACAGCGAAUAUAUUGCCUAGGCUAACGUGACUAGCCGCAGGCAAGACACAAUGGAGUCGACUGUGGUGAACUUGUACAACCAGUUUCAGACUUUACGUUCCCAGGUGGACUGUCUGAAUGAGAGCGUUGAACCACAGUUUCUUCAGAUGGCUGUGAGCUUUGAGGAGUGCCGUAAGAAGUGGCUGCGGGCUGGUGAGGAGCUGCUUUCCUGCAAAGAGACGCUGGCUAAAGCAGAGACUGAGAAGGGUGCUCUGGAGGUCAGACUGAAACAUGCACGCAACCAAGUAGAUGUGGAGAUCCGUCGGCGGCAGAAGGCUGAAGCUGUCUACGAGAAGCUGGAGCGUCAGCUACAGUUGAUCCGGGACGUUCUGAUAUCAGAGAACAACGGGAACAGUGUCCACCUGAGUGAGGAGCAACGCUCGGCCUUGGCCUUCCUCAGCGCGCACUCCCAGGCUGCGCAGGCCGCUAAAUCCAACCCUAACUCCAGCAGAAGGCUAACAACAAUUGAUGAAUCAGCCUCCAUAUUAUCAGGCAUCAGUUUUGAUCAAACAGAUGACUCUCUGGAAUGGGAUUCUUCCGUGAUGAAGACCGCAAGAUUGCAGAAACGUCAGAAACGACGAUCCUCCCGAAAACUUGAGGUUCCUUCACAGAUGCUGAAGAAACCUCGCUCCACUGGACACCCGUCAGACAGAAUGAAUGAGUCCAUAAUUGCCACAACCACCAUUGCUUUGCCUGUGAAUGGUGGUGCUGUGGAGGCUGUCUCCACCAUUGAAAGAGUCCCCUACUUCACACGCAGUAGAAAAAAGAGUGUUCCUCAAUCCUGGCCUGAAACAACCUCGACUGAUCUAUCUGAAGCCAACAGUGAAGCACCCAGCACACCAGUCUCAGAUCCCCCCAAUCGCCUACAAAACCCCAAAGCCAAUGGAGGAGGGAAGCAGCAUCAGUUUGUCAGCAAAACUGUGAUCAAAUCAGAGUUCUGUGCACCAUGUGGAAAGAGGACAAAAUUUGGCAAGAUAUACCUUCGCUGUCAGGACUGCAGGAUUCUGACACAUCCUGAGUGUCGGGAUGGUUGCCCCCUUCCUUGUAAUCCUGCAGCCGUCAGCACUCCCAUCAGGACUGCAGAGAGCACCCUGGCUGACUUUGCUCCCGUCACUUCUCCAAGGAUUCCAGCUUUGGUCAUCUACUGCAUCAAAGAGAUAGAACACAGGGGGCUUCAUGAAGUUGGCCUGUACAGAAUCUCUGGCCAGGAGCGUCAGGUGAAAGAUCUGAAAGAGAAGCUGAUGAGAGGAAAGACUCUGCCACAACUUAACAAGGUAGAAGACAUCAACGUCAUCACAGGUGUCCUCAAAGACUUCCUCAGGAACCUUCCAGAGCCGCUGCUCACCUUCCGCCUGAACAAAGCAUUCAUGGAGGCAGCUGAAAUCCAAGAUGAUGAUAACAGUCUUGCCAUGCUGUACCAGACCAUUAAUGGGCUCCCUCAACCCAACCGAGACACUCUGGCCUGCCUGAUGAUUCACCUCCAGAAGGUGUCUAAAAGUGUGGAUACAAAGAUGGAUGUGAUAAACUUGGCCAGGGUGUUUGGACCUACUCUUGUAGGCCAUGCUACUCCCAAUCCGGACCACAUGACUCUCCUAAAUGACACUCACAGACAACCACGGGUAGUUGAGCGCUUGCUCAGUAUCCCGACAAGCUACUGGGGCCUCUAUGCCUAUCCAGAUGAUCUUGACGCAGACAAUGCUCACCUCACUGAGACUCCAAAUCGUAAAGUAAGCAUACUCGGACCAGUGACCACUCCUGAGCAACAAAUGAUGACCAAGACCCCUUCGUCCGGCUCACUGUCACAGCGUAUGAUGCAGACCCUCUCCAGCACUACCUUAUUUACAAGCAAGAGCAAAGGAUCUGCUAAUGCCCGUGGAAACUUCUUCGAGUCUCCACAACUGAAGUAACGGCCAAUUGGAAUUUAGUCGAAUGCUCGUGAUUGUAGUAUCUAUGUAUUAUGUGCAGUAAUAAGUUCUAUUUCCACAUAUACACAUAACUAAUGUGCAAUUUUAGCAUAUAACUGCAUUAUACAAUGUUUUUAACCACAACUUACAGAGGAAAUCUGUGACGAGUUGAAGAAUUUUUGUAUCUGUGAUUACUAAUGACUUUUUCUGAACUGUGAUAUCUCUUAAGCGAUUCAAAGCUUUGAUCACCAAGCAACCACACAGUCAACCCAUUCUAAGCAUCUUGUCUUUUGUGCUCAACAUUUAUCAUCCACGGAUGAGUCUGUGAUUGUUACCACAGCAUCUGGGAUGGCAAAUAUGGGAUUCAGCACUGGACUGAAGGGAAAAAAAAAUGAAGGUUUUGGCUUUGGAUGCUUGGAUGGUUUGCUGAUGUUUCAUUUAAAAGUAUAUUAUGUGUUUAUGUUGUGUGGUAACGUAUUAGCAUACAUACCAAAGAUUAUAACAUUCAACACUAAUACUGAAUGGGAAUGACGCAGUACUUGCACUGUAUCUACUGUAUGCAACACACAGACUACUAGGUCUUUUACUGUAUGUGAAUGGCCGCCACUAGAGGCCGCUGUUGUAUUAUUAAUAUGCGAUUCUCAGCGCACAGGCAGUUCAUAUUAAUGACUGUCCUUUCAUUACAGUAUUGAACAAAUCAGUACAAAUGGCUUCUAUGAUUCUUCUGACAAUGGGAAUAGCAAUAUUACUUUUUACACUACUGCAUUUCUAAAUGUAUUUUAAACUUUAUAUGUUUUAUGCCAAUCUGUGCCUUUUUUUCAUGUUUUACUUAGGUUUUUCUAAUGAAAUGUUAUUUUUCCAGAGUCCUGAUUUUGGGUGUACAACUUGUUUUUGCUUAAAUUCCUUCCUGCUUCAAAACACUUGAUGUGUGAGGCAGCCGUCCAGGACUUAGGACCUGUCUUCUGAUGUUGCUGCUUCUGCCAGAUAUCUUAUUCAUUUAAAUUGGACUCCAAUGGAACGCCAAAAAACAAGUCCAC